Molecule: messenger RNA, 5199 nt
Organism: Salvelinus fontinalis (brook trout)
Lineage: Eukaryota; Metazoa; Chordata; Actinopteri; Salmoniformes; Salmonidae
Product: V-type proton ATPase subunit S1-like
Exons: 7
Coding region: 83-1117 (344 amino acids)
Cellular component (GO): proton-transporting V-type ATPase complex
Source: RefSeq, a predicted model, not a curated record
AUCAUUAGGUUCAAGCUUCGGCUCUUAUCGAAGAACGUUAUGAAGCAGUCAUCAACUGUGGCAGUCUCACCUGGCCGGCUCCAUGGCAAAACAAGACUUCUUUAUGUAUUUUUAUUUAUUUUCUGUCGUUUAUUCUCUGCAGCUCUCUUUGUCCUUUGAUCAAGUGUCUGCGGUUGUGGAAAAAAGUUUAGCGGGGCCCACAUCCCAAGAUAUCAGGGUUCAAAACAAUGGGUUGGCUGCCCAGAGCCACAGUGCUGCUUCCGAUGGGGAGAGUUCUUCGCUUAUAGCGGAGGACCCUCUCAGGAGAGUCCUGCAGCCCUAUGAGUGGCAGCUGGACUCCCCACACAGAACCAAACGGAGCCUACUACAGACAUCCAGCAUUCUUCCUUACUCUCCUCUGGGCGUGGUUUACAACAGCAAAACAUGUAUCCUGUUUAGGGCCAGGAAGCUUGCUAUCAGGUUCAGGAACAGCACCUUAGUGGAUCUCACAGAGAAGGCCUUCGGCCCCGAUGCACCAGUGGACACCAAAGGCUCUAUGUGCAGCAAAGACAAAGCUACGCUUGUACUACGUUUCGGAGAUGUGGAGGACUUGAGAGGACUUGCAAUUAGACUACAAAUGUCCAACACAUUCUAUGAGUCGGCAGGGCAGAACUGGUUCACUCUGGACAGCGUACACAUCCACUACAACUGGACCCAUGAGGCAACAUUCAACGCCACCGAGGUUUACGCUCCUAGUACCCACUCCUACCACUGUCAGCACGUCAGCAGUCUGCAGAAGUACGACACGCUGCUCGUACCCAGCUCCAUCACAGACAACUCUGCAAACUGGCACAUCACCUUCACAGACUUCCAGAUACAAUCGUUCAAUGUGCUGUCCAACAAGUUUGGCUCAGCCAGCGAUUGCGCUACGUUCUUCACCCCAGCUAUCCUCAUGGGUCUGAUCACCUCCCUCAUCCUUCUCCUGGUCCUGGCCUAUGCGCUGCACAUGGUGGUGCACCUCAAACACAUCGACACCUACGAAGAACACAAGACCACCGUCUACUUCCCCCGCAGCACAGAGUCUGCAGAAUGCUCCGGCACCACCAGCUCCGCUGCCACUGAAAAAAACAGCUUGUAGGACUCCGUUUCCCAGGAUCCACCUCAGUCUCCACCACUAGGAGUAUACUGUAAACUGUUUCUGUAGGUGUCAGAGAGUGACUAUGCAGGGGCUCUGACUAUGAGUUCUCUGAUAGCUGGCAGACUGACCGACUGACUGACUAAACUCAAUAUAUAAAGCAACCUCCCAUACUGAAGGGACAGAAAGACAUGGUCAUAUAGUCUGAACCUGAUAUGGUUGUCCACUUUUGCAUCACUGGGCUCAGGCAGUGGUUGUUCAAGCCAGGUAGUUCUAAUAAUUUGUGGCUCAGCAUCAUCUGGUGGAUUUGGAUACAGCUUUGGAGGUGAUCCUGAGACAUUGACCAGUUAUCGGGCAUUGCAAAUCAAAAACAAACUAAAUAUUAUGUACUCUUGAAUGAAAUUCAAACUGAUAUAAGAACAAAAAAGUAUUUGUUUAGUUCCUUGUCAGGACUAUAAAUGCUGGUAUAUAUACUGGAUAAAGAAGUUUCAUUUUAAUAACAAAACCGUACCCUAAAGGGUACAUACCGUAAAGGGUACAUACCCUAAAGGUAAUGCAGUAUAUACUUUUAUGUAAUUAAUCAAUGUGUUACAUUUUGGUGUUUCAGACCUGUGUUUUCAAGAACUUGUUAUUACGAGCUUUUGUGAAAAUAAUACUGUAUGUACAUUUCGGGCCCGUAUCCACAAAGCGUCUCAAGAGUAGAAAAUUGUUCGGAAAUUCUAAUAGAGACAUUUUACUCCUACUCUUAUUGGUAAAAAUAAAAGCUAUGCAUGAGUCCUCUUUAGUCAAUAAAGUCCCACCUAGUUGACAGAAAUUUAGGCGACCUCAUGAGUUGUCCUAAAGUACAUUUUUUAGCCUAGUGCGUUGAAGAAUUUAGGCAUAUCAUGUGAAAUAGGCUUGUGAAGUCAUUGUCAAAUAAGCAAGAGAUACUGUUGUAUGUAGGUCUAGAUUAUUUAUGGGUGGAUCAUAUAUAAAUAUCAAAACAUUAUUUUCAGGAUCAUAUAGCCAGGAGUAAAAUCAACUCAUAAAAGUUUAUCUCAGCUGGUAAUCACAACAUUUUGAGAUAGUGCAAAGGAAAGACAGUGAUGAUGCUCAUUGACGUUGCUGCAAAUGAUGGGGAAUAACCAAUUGUGACUUUUUUAACAACUCAAAAGCAAUUCCAUGUGGCGCAGGAACCACUGACUCGCUGCCCUUUUCUAUUAUUAAGACACCUGCUGGUAACUCUUAACUGGUUAGCCUUUCUAGGACACACGUUCCGCUAGCGGAACCCCACCACAACAUUUCGCUGAAAAGGCAGCGCGGGAAAUUCAAAAAUAUUUUUUUGAAAUAUGUAGCUUUCACACAUUAACAAGUCCAAUACAGCAAAUGAAAGAUAAACAUCUUGUUAAUCUACCCAGUGCGUCCGAUUUAAAAAAUGCUUUACAGCGAAAACACAACAUAUGAUUAUGUUAGAUCACCACCAAGUUCAAAAACACACAGCCAUUUUCCCAACCAAAGAUAGGAGUCACAAAAACAGAAAUAGAGAUAAAAUGAAUCACUAACCUUUGAUGAUCUUCAUCAGAUGACACUCAUAGGACAUCAUGUUACACAAUACAUGUAUUUUUUGUUCGAUAAUGUGCAUAUUUAUAUCCAAAAAUCUUAGUUUACACUGGCGCCAUGUUCAGAAAUGCCUCCAAAAUAUCCGGAGAAAUUGCAGAGAGCCACAUCUAUUAACAGAAAUAGCCAUCAUACACUUUGAUGAAAGAUACAUGUUUUACAUAGAAUUAAAGAUACACUUGUUCUUAAUGCAACCGCUGUGUCAGAUUUAAAAAAAAAUUUACGGAAAAAGCACACGAUGCAAUAAUCUGAGACGGCGCUCAGAUAAAAACAACAUUUCUCCGCCAUGUUGGAGUCAACAGAAAUACGAAAUUACAUCAUAAAUAUUCCCUUACCUUUGAUAAUCUUCAUCAGAAUGCACUCCCAGGAAUCCUAGUUCGACAAUAAAUUGUUGUUUUGUUCAAUAAUGUCAAUUAUUUAUGUCCAAAUAGCUACUUUUGCAAGUACGCGCUUGCAAUAUAUCCAAACGCUCGCGCAAGUCACGCAUUACGUCGGACGAAAACUUAAAAAAGUUAUAUCACAGGUCGAAUAAACUUGUCAAACUAAGUAGAGAAUCAAUCUUCAGGAUGUUGUUAUCAUAUAUAUCCAAUAACGUUCCAACCGGAGCAUUCCUUCGUGUCUGUAUAAGUUAUGGAACGCAAGGCGAUAUCAUGUGGAAUGCGCGUGACCAGGAACUGGCAAUCUGCCAGACCAAUGACUCAUUCCCCUCUCAUCCGGCCCCACAACACAGCAUAAACUUCAUUCAACGUUCUACCGACUGUUGACAUCUAGUGGAAGGCGUAGGAAGUGCAAACAAAUCCAUAUCUUCCUGGGAUUUGAAUAGGCGAUGAGUUGAAAAACAACCAGCCUCAAACAGUUUUAGAAACUUCAGAGUGUUUUCUAUCCAAUAGUAAUAAUAAUAUGCAUAUAUUAGCAUCUGGGACAGAGUAGGAGGCAGUUCACAAUGGGCACGCUAUUCAUCCAAAGUGAAAAUGCUGCCCCCUAUCCCUAAAAAGUUAAUCUUUAAUUAUCUACAUCAUGUUUUUUCAAGUUAUACCUUUGGAGCACAUUCUUAAAAAGUAUGCCUAAAUUGGGCAUGCCUGUAAUUGGCAAUUGAAGGCAUCUGGGGUUUCUGUAGCUUCCAGUUUGUACACCAGAUAUGUGAUGACUUAAUGUCCAUACUGAGCAGUACAGGAAAGCCCUACACAAAAAGCCACUAUAGAUUUUUCAACCAAGAUGUUCUUGGCAAUACUUUCUUCGUUCUCGAUUCGGUGAAAAAAAAACAGUGUUAGAAAAUGUGUCCAGUUGCAGAUGAUUCACCAAAAACCAGGUUGCACUGUGUGGCGCGCUGUCAUCAACCAAGAACAGCUUACUUCAAAAAUCUAUGGCAGCGCUUUGUACAAAACGUACAGGGCUUUACAAUAACGUCCGUAUGGAAACAUGGUUAUCACAUAUCUGUCAUACAAACGGAUGGCUAGGGCUUAUGUUCGAUCAAAAGACCUUUCGAACAUUGUCUGCAUCAUUAUCGGCAAGUUACUUGAUGCGUUAGCUACAGUGCCAAAACGAGUUAGAGUUGUUAAACGGGAGUGGAGUGUGUUGAUAUAACAAUAAUUUAGUAAAAAUUCUGCUUUUAAAAACCAUCAGAAUUGGUCAAUAUAAAUAAAUAUGAGUGAUAACAUAUUAGGCAAGAAUUAAGGGUAGGCAAAGUGAUCAUGUUGGGCGAAAAUUAUUAUUAGUUUUUCACCGUGGUUGUCUGAAGCGUGCUAUAGAGUUCACAGCUGGCGUGAUUACCAGCUGAGAUAAACUUUUAUGAGUUGAUUUUACUCCUGGCUCAGAGUUUGUCUAAGCAGUGACUUAACAUCAUCCUAAACCUACUCUGAGUUGGGAGAAAACAGUUUUUUUUUUCUGAGAUGCUUUGUGCAUAUGGCCCCUGGUUUUGUAAAUUUUCAAAUGUGUUUUCUUCUUACAGGUGGGCCUUCAGUAGUUUUACAGUUAAAACACUAUAUAGGCAACCAGACCUGGGUUCAAUUACUAUUUAAAAUAUCUCAAUUACUUUCACAUACAUUUGAAAUAAGAAUUCAGAAAUAUUUUAUUUGAAAAGUAGUAGUUGAAUAUAUUGAGUGUAUUUGGAAAUACACGUGGAAAGUAUUUGAAAAUACUCAAAUACACUGACUCAAAUACACUCCCAUGCAUUUAACCCAGGUAUUUGAAAAUAGUGUUCGAAAUAAGUAUUUGAAAAUACUCUCAAACACAAUUUGGUAGACUAUUUUCGUUUUGACAAAUAACCAUUAAAAUACUCAAAAGUAUUUGAAUCAAUUGGCAGAACCACAUCAACAAUUUAUUGUUGUUUAGUGAUAUGCAGCAUGCCCAUGGCUAGAAAAUAAAUGUGCAUACAACAGUAGCUUACUCUGAUGGGUAGAAUUGUGCAAUUUGUCUAGGAACCUAUCAUUAUGUACCUUUUAUUGAUCUGUAGGCUAUCUGUUUGGAAAAUUAAACCCAAGUUGGCUCAA